This is a messenger RNA of Eurytemora carolleeae, 2328 nucleotides long. RefSeq lists its product as uncharacterized. The record is from RefSeq and is a predicted model, not a curated record. The transcript is spliced from 11 exons. Gene Ontology annotation, cellular component: chromosome; nucleus. Gene Ontology annotation, molecular function: RNA polymerase II transcription regulatory region sequence-specific DNA binding; chromatin insulator sequence binding; DNA-binding transcription factor activity, RNA polymerase II-specific. Gene Ontology annotation, biological process: regulation of transcription by RNA polymerase II. NCBI's taxonomy places the organism in Eukaryota, Metazoa, Arthropoda, Copepoda, Calanoida, Temoridae. Bases 176 to 2308 code for a protein of 710 amino acids.
UUUAUUUUCCAAAUUUUUUAAAACUGAACAUUUUUAUAGCAUGUCCAAACUGGGGGUUCAAGGGGGAAAAUUGUUAUCAUUCUGAACAGUUCAAAACAUUUGUUUAAUGAAGCUGCUACCUCAGACCAACCAAAUAAAACCUUUAAAAAAAAAUAUUUGUCCUAAGUUUUAAACAAUGUCUGAUGGAAGUGGUUUGCGGGAAGGAACUGGAUUAGACGGAAGCAAAGAGAAAGGAAGUGAAUUUAAUACUAUUUACUUCUACAGAGGAAGAGGAAGAAUAACAGGAGGAACAAGUAGGGGAAGAGGAAAAAGGGAAAACGAUGGAGGAGAAUCAAGUAGAGGAGGCAGAGAAAGGGGAAGAGGAAGAGGAAGAAUGGAUAGAAAAGAUGGAGGAGAAUCAAGUGGAGCAGGUGGAGGAAGGGGAAGAGGAAGAGGAUCAGAAAGAGGAAGAUCAAGUGGAAGGGGAAUAUCAGAUAGAGAAGACGGAGGAACUGGAAGAGGAAAAAUCUAUGAAGUAUCAGAAGAAGGAAGAAGAAAAACAGGAGAAACAGGAAAAGGAAGAUCAAACGGACGAGGACAAACAAAGGGAAGAGUAAAUCAAAAUGGGGGAACAGAAAUAUCAAAUAAAGGAACCAAAGGAAAGAGAUCGGAUAAAGAAGAUAAAGGAAUGUCUAGAGGAGACAGAGGAAAGGAAAGAGAAGGGUCGGCUGGAGGACCUGGAGAGACCAGUGCAUUUAUAAGAACAUUAGUUGGACGACUUUUGACAGGAAGAUUUGACGAUGGAGGAGGAAUUAAGAUAAGUGGAGAUGAAGGAGCUCAAAGCAGAUUUGAUGUAACAGAUAGGAGAGAAAAUGUUAAAACGAGUUGGCCAUCUGAGGCCUCCGCUGUCGGAGGAAAAGGAGAAAUAAGGUCCGCUGUUGGAGGAAAAGAAGAAAUAAGCUCCACUGUCGGAGGAAAAGGAGAAAUAAGCUCCACUGUCGGAGGAAAAGGAGAAAUAAGCUCCGCUGCCGGAGGAAAUACUAAAACUACCAGAAGAAAACUGAAGAUUAAGAAGAAGAUUGUUAAGGAACCGUACUACAAGCGGGCCAGAGUUGUCCGGAAACCGCCGCGAUCUACACUGCUGAUAGACAAGGACACAAGCAAGUUUAUGGUAGUUUGGAAAAGACGACGUCUCCUCAGGUAUCGAGUAAAGGCUGAACGAACCCUACUCCAAAAGAAGAAAACUUACAGAACCGAGUGGAAGGUGCGGAACAAGUUUGGUAUCCGAGAAUGUAAUAAUCAAGUCACAAGAUGGAAGUUUAUUCUAAACUCAGAUCAGGGGCGGCAGGCAAAGGAGAGUAAAAUUCAGCUAAUUUAUUCUACCAGCAGAACGGCUCCCGCUCCCAGAAUACCGACUCCCGCUCCCAAAAUACCAACUCCUGCUCCCACGUCCAGACGUCCAGCUUUACGCAGAAGAAAAACAAAGAAAGCCCCGAAACCCCGUAAAGUUCAAGUUCCACGGUGGCGGUAUAAUGCAACAAUUCCACGUUAUACAUCAUAUGAAGUACGUAACACAAGUCUCUGGUCUCUGGAAUUUGGAAUGUUCUUCACGCAGAUGGACACAUUUAUCAAGACCUUCGCAGGUUUAGCUACCUGGGAGAAAUUGGAGACACUGAAAUCAAUAAUUGGGAAUUGUAGUCAGAUGGAGCUAGAGAGCUUUCUAGAAUGGCUGGAAACCUAUGUUCUCCUUUUUCCUACUUCAACGCUAGUAAGAACCAAGGUGGAAUCAGAAUUGGAGCAACAACAAGAAGAAAACAAAUGCUUUUUUUGCUCGGAAGCUUUUUCAAGUUCUGUCCAGAUGAAACAGCAUUAUGCAGAUAAUCCUACGCACAAUGCGUACAGAUGUGAUCAUUGUGAAGAGAUUUUUACUUACCGCAAGGAUUUGAAGAAGCACAUGAAUCAGUAUAAUAGUGGGACCGAGUGCAGUGUUUGUGAUUUAGACUUUAAAAAUCCAAUUUCACUUUACUUUCACAGCCACAGGGAUCACAAGGAAAAACAAAUUGCCUGUGAUCAGUGUGACAUAACAUUUUGUUAUGCCUACGAUCUAAAGAUGCACAUAAUGUCGUCCCAUGAUUGUAUUCUGUUAUCUUGUGAUUUCUGCUCAAAACAAUAUCUUUCUCAACAAGUUCUAGAUGCACAUGUUCAAGAGGAACACAAGAAACAAAAAAGGAAAUAUUUGCGAAAAAAGAAAGAUGGUUUAAAAACUGAACUCACUAAAACUAAGAAGGAAUUCUUUUGUGAUUACUGCGGAAACUACUACACAAAGUAAGUUAUUAGAAAAAGACAUAA